ACAAAUCCCGUAUAUUAGUACUGAGGUCGUCUCUCUUGUCUGUAAAACAUAUCCUCAAUAACCCAAAAAAACAAAGCCAAAAAAACCUUGAAACUCUCCUAAUCUCACAAUUAAAGAAACCAAAAGAUCAUCGAUUGAAACAAAAAUGGUGAGCCCAUUUAGAUCUCCUUGUUCUUCGCCAAGAAGAUCAAGAAAAGAGAGCAAGAACCCUUAUUCAAAUCGUGGACUUGACAAAUUCUCGGAGCUUCUCUCAGAGCUUGACGAGAAGAGACAAAGUAUCUACUCCAAGAAGCUCGAUUCCGAUGGCCCGCCUCUUGUCCGAUUCGUGUUCACAAGCUCUGGUGAGUGUGUCCCCGUCGUGAUCAAAUCAUCUUAUCUUCAUAAACAGAAGAAGACCAAAGAUGUUGCUGCUGCUAAAGUCAAACCAGUGGUCAACGAAUCUAAAACAGAGGAAACGAAGAAAACAGAGCCUGAAGCAGAGCAGAAACAAAGCUGCGUUUUGGAGGAGAACCUGAAGAAGAUCACGAGACCGAAUCAUUUCUUGCCCGUGACUGUGAUCUUGGUUCUUGUUUUCUUGGUUUUCUUUGGAAGAUCUGUUGCGAUUAUGUGCACUUGUAUCGCUUGGUACUUGGUUCCGACGAUCAAGGAACAAAGCGGAAACAGAGGAUCUUCGUUGUCUUACACGAUGAAGAAGAGAGAUUUUGCUAGGAAAUUAAGUAUUGAAAAUAGAGCAUCGUUUAAUCCAAGAACUAUUCGUGAUCAUUCUCCUCCUCUCAAGUAGAAUUUUCGUUUCUUGGCUGCUCGUGAAAAAACCGCGUGAUCCAGAAAAAACGUUUUUUUUUCUCUGUGGGAAAGUUCUUUUGUUUAUUUCUUGUUAGUUUUUGUUUGUUUAUUCUCUGUUUCUUUCAUAGUUGUUAAUUUUUAGACAGCUGAAUUAGCAGAAAAUUGUGUAUCUCUUUCUCUUUAUUUUUUUUUCUUCUUAAGGGUUUAAUGUUUAUAAAUGUGUAUAUAUGCAAUUGGAAUUUGUUCUUGGUGACAGAUUAUCUACUGAAACAUAGCUUGAACAUC
Messenger RNA from Eutrema salsugineum, 1068 nucleotides. RefSeq lists its product as uncharacterized. The transcript has a single exon. The coding region runs from base 146 to 781 and encodes 211 amino acids. The record is from RefSeq and is a predicted model, not a curated record. NCBI's taxonomy places the organism in Eukaryota, Viridiplantae, Streptophyta, Magnoliopsida, Brassicales, Brassicaceae.